GCCUUAUCACACGAACUCUUGCAUUCAACAGUUUUUCCUCAAACAAUCUUGGUUCUUGCAGCACACAGACUAUUUUUACUCUUGAAGUGCGCGGCAGAGCGUUGCAGCCGACCUUUAGCAGUGUUUCCCAUCCUGAAAAGCUACUUGAUUUCCACUUUUUAACAAUGACUUGUCCUGUCCUGUCCUGUCUGUCCUGUCCACAUCCUCCCUAUCCUGCCCAUCGAUAUAAUAUCUUCCAAAUGCUCUUCGGGGGCGGAAAGCCUCCACUGAAAGUUGUGAGUUUCAGAUUUUAUUAAGAACAAUGGUCAAGGAUAAGGCAUUCGUCCAGCAGUUGUGCGAAACCGGGACUUCAUCAUAAUUGCUGUUAAUAAUUACAGUCAUGAUAAGCGGCAGAGGUGACAUUUAUUGAUGGCAAAUUCGUCUGAGGUCCCAGUUGAUCUCCUGGAGCUGGAGGAGGAAGACAGAGUGGAGAGUUUGGAUUUGAGACAGAUUAGGACACUGUCAGAGCCACAUAGAGAGGAAGCAGCGGUCCUCCAGGCAGCAGAGGCGAGAUGAUGCAUCCGGGGGCUAGGCAGUAUGUGGUGGCGAGGCCGCUGUACUCGGAGGAGUCCUUCGCAGAGGAGCAUGAGAAGGUCUACAGGCACCGUAAGACCAUGCUGGACCACGUCAAACAGUACUUCACAUGUGAUGCUAAACGAGCCAAGAAUGCAGCGCUCUCUCUUCUGCCGGUCAUCGGCUGGAUGAAAAUCUACCGAACCAAGGAGUGGCUGCUCAGUGACAUCGUAUCUGGUGUCAGCACUGGACUGGUAGCUGUCCUGCAAGGUCUGGCCUACUGUCUGCUGGCCUCGCUGCCACCCUGGUAUGGGCUCUUCUCCGCCUUUUUCCCAGUUAUCAUUUACUUUUUCCUGGGCACCUCCAGACACAUUUCAGUGGGUCCGUUCCCAGUCUUGUGUCUGAUGAUCGGCUCGGUGGUCACCAGGUUGGUCCCAGACGAGGGUCCGCCCGCCAACAUCACAGGGUUUGAAGGCCUGACCAGAGACGAACAGAGAGUGUUGGUGGCUUCUUCUGUGACCUUCCUCGCCGGUAUCAUGCAGCUGGCAAUGGGUGUUCUGCAGGUGGGCUUUGUUGUCAUGUACCUAUCCGACACUCUGGUGUCCGGCUUCACCACAGCAGCUGCCAUCCACAUCCUGGUGUCCCAGCUCAAGUUUGUGUUGGGGCUGCAAGUCCCAGGCAUCAGUGGACCACUCGCUAUCAUAUAUACCCUGGAGAUCAUCUUCAAUAAGAUCACCUCCACCAAUGUGUGUGACGUGGUGAUCUCCUUGGUGAUCAUGGUGGUGGUGUUCAUUGUGAAGGAGCUGAACGACAGAUUUAAAUCCAAGCUGCCAGUGCCCAUCCCCAUAGAGGUUAUCAUGACUGUCAUUGCAUGUGGAGUUUCAUACGGAUUUGACUUCAAGACAAGAUAUGGCAUUGAUAUUGUUGGCCAUAUUCCAAAAGGGUACGAGCCUCCAAUGGCCCCAAACCUGCACAUCUUCCAGGAGACAACAGUGGAAGCAUUUCCCAUGGCCAUAGUGGGUUUCGCUGUUGCUUUCUCUGUGGCAAAAGUCUAUUCUGUAAAACACGAUUACACCAUAGAUGGAAACCAGGAGCUGAUAGCUUUUGGUGUCAGCAACAUCUUUGGAGCUUCCUUCAAGUCUUUUGCUGCAAGUACAGCUCUUUCCAGGAGUGCAGUGCAGGAGAGCACAGGCGGCAAGACUCAGAUAGCUGGUUUACUGUCAGCUAUCAUAGUGAUGAUCGUCACAUUGGCCAUUGGAUUCCUACUGGAUCCACUCCCGAAGUCUGUGCUGGGUGCUGUGGUCAUUGUAAACCUGAAGGGCAUGCUGAUGCAGUUUAGAGACGUCCCGUACCUGUGGAAGAGGGACAAACCAGACUGUGUUGUGUGGUUAGGUACCUGUAUUGCAGCCAUCUUACUGGGGCUGGAUCUUGGAUUGGCUGUAGGCCUUGGUGUGGAGCUGAUCAGUGUCGUCCUCAGGGCUCAGUUCCCUCGCUGCAGUGUGCUGGCCAACAUCAAAGGAACUGAUAUCUACAAAGAUAGAAAGGACUAUAUUAAUAUAUAUGAGCCAGAGGGAGUGAAGAUCUUCAGGAUACCAUCACCAAUCUUCUUUGCCAACAUUGAGUUCUUCAGGAACAAGCUGGUGGAAGCUGUUGGAUUUAACCCGUUGAGAGUGUUGCGAAAGAGAAAUAAAGCACUGAGGAUGAUCCGGAAACUUCUAAAGAAGGGAGACCUGCAGUGGACAUCAAAAGGCUUCCUGAAUACCUCAUGUGGACCCAUCAAGGAGUCAGAGGAUGAGAGCAACAUGGAGGAGCUGGACCUGCCGACUGACUUCAAGGACCUUCCUGCCCGGAUCGACUGGAACGCCGAGCUUCCCGCCAACAUCAUUGUUCCCAGAGUGGACAUCCACAGCCUGAUCCUGGACUUUGCUGCGGUCUCCUUCCUGGACAUCUCUGCUCUGAAGGGACUCAAAACGGCGCUGAAAGAGCUGAUCCGGGUUGAAGUUGAGGUCUACAUUGUGGAUUGUGAUUCUUACAUCCUGGAGAAACUGCAUGACUGUUGCUUCUUUGAUGAUGAAGUCCAGCCGUCAAUGUUCUUCCUGACGCUGCAUGACGCCAUGCUGCACAUCCUCGAGAAACAUCCAGAGACUACAGAAAAGAAAUCUGACUAUGACAGGAUUAUAACAACAGUCACAGUUCACCACCCUGGAGGCAGUUUGAGGAGCAGAGAUAGAAAUGCUCCAGAUCCCGAAACCAGGUUCUAACUUCUGAGUGAGAAGAUGAUGAUUUCUUCAGGAAGACACCAAGUAGACCAAAGACAAAAAGAGCAAAUGUUUCACAGAUCAUGCUGUACGAUACACUGAUGUAAUGAAUGACGAGAUACUGUUUUUGACUUUGUGCAUCUGACCAUCUAAGUUUACACAUACAGUAUUUACUGUAAUGUAAACAAAAAAAUUCAUGGCAUUGUUGUUUUUUAUACUGUACAUAGUGAAUUUGUAGAAAGUGUAGGUGCAAUAUAUUUUACAUGUUGUAUAGUUAUAUUUUCAUGAUAAUGAGAAUAAAUGAACUUUUUGGCACACUGUU
Molecule: messenger RNA, 3132 nt
Organism: Siniperca chuatsi (mandarin fish)
Lineage: Eukaryota; Metazoa; Chordata; Actinopteri; Centrarchiformes; Sinipercidae
Product: chloride anion exchanger-like
Exons: 21
Coding region: 552-2813 (753 amino acids)
Biological process (GO): transmembrane transport
Cellular component (GO): membrane
Molecular function (GO): oxalate transmembrane transporter activity; sulfate transmembrane transporter activity; chloride transmembrane transporter activity
Source: RefSeq, a predicted model, not a curated record